AUGAACCUGCUAUUUGCCUCGCUGGCAACCAUCUAUGGAUAUUACAUCGCACUUAGUGAAAAGUACAAGUUGCGUAUCUUUGGUCUUGCCAUACCUGGUAUGCCUGGUGGUCGAGUCUACAUUAUCAACUCACCCGAACUUGUUCUUGCUGUCCAAAGACAAUCUAAUCAGCUCUCAUUCUGGCACGUCGAAGCAACUUUCACCGUGGGCAUGGCGGGGUUGAGCCCGCAUGCAGCGAAGAUAGUCACACAUAAUGUGAGCGGUGAAGAAGAGGGAACGAGUUUUUUCAAGUCGGGCAUGACGCUUCAACAUCAAGAGAUGCAACCGGGUGAACACCUGUUGAACAUUACCAGGGAUGGCACUCAGAAGCUCGCACGUACCGUUUCGAGACUAGAAGAAAUAGCUAGAAUUGAUCUCAAUCAAUGGAUUGUUGAUACGAUCAUGGACUCCGUAACGGGUAGUUUCUAUGGCCCUAGAAACCCAUACAAAGACCCGGAAAUAUCAAAAGCGUUCAGAGACUUUGAGGACAAUGCUGUUGGACUCAUUUCCUUUCCUCUGCCAAAAGUCACAUGCCGAAAAGCGUACCAAGGUCGCGAAAAGAUGGUCGAUGCAUUUCUCAAGUAUUAUGCGGAUGAAGGUCCCAAAACGGCGUCUCAAAUUGUCCAAUCUCAGGACAGAGUUGCUACCACUUCUGGAAUCUCACUCCUCGAUAGAGCUCGUAUUGACGCUGUUAGUGGGCACGCCAUCUUAGCCAACACAACCCCCACGGCAUUCUGGACUGUCUUCCAUCUUCUCUCAGACCCCAAACUUGUGGAAGAGGUACGAAACGCAGUGGAACCGUUUGUUAAAACUUCAGAGAAAAACGGACAUCUUUCUCGCGAGAUGGAUAUCAGUAAGACCAGGGAUGUGCCUAUCAUCAGAUCUAUUCUGCACGAAUCGCUGCGACAUUAUGCGAAUGGGACCGGGACACGAAUCGUGCUUCAAGACACCAUGCUUGACGAUAAAUAUCUCUUGAAGAAAGAUUCAUUCAUCUUUAUGCCGAAUCGAGCUUACCAUUUUGAUGAAUCAUCCUGGGGAACAGAUGCUGACAAUUUCGAUGCUCAUCGUUUUAUGAAAAGUAAACCAUAUCAACCAGGUGCAUUCCGAGGCUUUGGUGGCGGCAUUAAUCUAUGUCCAGGAAGGUUUUAUGCCAUGAAUGAGAUAUCGUUUCUAUGCUCAAUGCUAGUUUUGCGCUAUGAUGUCAAGCCGGUUGGUGAGGCAUGGAUUCAUCCAGGAGCUGAUAUUAGCAACUUGUCCCUAAUCAUCAAUCCUCCAAUCAAGGAAGUACUGAUGGACUUCAAACCCAGAGCGGGAUGGGCUGGUGGCCAUUGGUCUUUCACGCUUUAA
Botrytis byssoidea is the source of this 1386-nucleotide messenger RNA. RefSeq lists its product as uncharacterized. The transcript has 4 exons. The record is from RefSeq and is a predicted model, not a curated record. Gene Ontology annotation, molecular function: oxidoreductase activity, acting on paired donors, with incorporation or reduction of molecular oxygen; heme binding; iron ion binding. The coding region runs from base 1 to 1386 and encodes 461 amino acids. NCBI's taxonomy places the organism in Eukaryota, Fungi, Ascomycota, Leotiomycetes, Helotiales, Sclerotiniaceae.